This is a messenger RNA of Trematomus bernacchii (emerald rockcod), 627 nucleotides long. RefSeq names its product C-type lectin domain family 12 member B-like. The coding region runs from base 1 to 627 and encodes 208 amino acids. NCBI's taxonomy places the organism in Eukaryota, Metazoa, Chordata, Actinopteri, Perciformes, Nototheniidae. The transcript is spliced from 4 exons. The record is from RefSeq and is a predicted model, not a curated record.
AUGGGUCUCCGUAUCUACUGUGAGUAUCUUCUCGAUGAAUUUACCUCUGAACUUUCGGAAGACAACGCCAAGCAGACUGCAGAAAUCCUUAACCUGACAUCAAGAAUCCAGGAACUGGAGACACGGAAGAAUCUCACGCACCAGUUGGGUAACCUGACACAAGCCUUUACUGUCUCAGAAAGCAACGUGAAAGACCUGUCUGCAGAAGUCCAGGAGCUGAAAACACGAAUCCAGGAGCUGGAGACCGAGAAGAACAACUUGACACAGCAAAUACAAAACAUGGAGACAACCUCGAAUGAGCUCAACAUCAGUCAAGCCCAGUGGAGCAUCGAUUCCUACUGCUUAGGAAACACCGAUGAAAAGUGUCAACCUUGUCAGAAGGGCUGGGAUCUCACUCAGUCCAGCUGCUAUGCGAGCAAUUACCUUCCUUAUCCUGGUUGGAUAACCUGGGAAGAAGCUCAAGAAGACUGCAAAGGAAAGAAUUCAGAUUUGGCUGUUGCACAUAAUUUGGAGGAAAAGGAAGCAAUCAAUAUGUACAGCUUUGGAUUCAAUGGAUACUGGAUUGGUCUGAGAGUUGUAAAUAAGAAAUGGAAGUGGGUGGAUGGAAGUGAUCUGAUUGAUAGGUAA